Messenger RNA from Paramecium primaurelia, 1172 nucleotides. The record is from the annotation of a GenBank genome assembly. NCBI's taxonomy places the organism in Eukaryota, Ciliophora, Oligohymenophorea, Peniculida, Parameciidae.
AUGAGAAGGAAGAAUUGGAGACCAGAAGUAUAUAAUUUAAACUUAUUAAAAAAGGAAGAUAGGGCAUUACUUGAAAUAUGCAAGACUCAAAAUUACAAUUGGAGAAGAGUUUCAAAAUAAAUGAUAUCUAUUGGAUAUAAAAGAUCAGGAAAAUCAUGCAAAGAGAGAUUUCAUAAUUAGUUAAAUCCUUAUGUUAAUAAAGAUCAAUGGACUUAAAAUGAAGUUGACAAACUCUUUGAGUUAUAAAGUAAAUAUGGUAACAAAUGGGUAAUUGUUUAAAAUUAUUCUUAAAUAGAGAAUCAUUGCAAAAGAAUUACCAUAAAGAACAGAUGGUUUGAUUAAAAAUUAUUUUUAUUCAUUGGUUAGAAAAGUUCUAAGACGUCUUUCAAAGACUGUAAAUGGAACUAAAAAUGGUAAUAAUAUCAAAUACUUAAAAAGGAUCUUAAAUGACUAAAACUCUAAAACCUUCUGUAAUUUCUUAAAUAUUUUGUAUCAAUCAGAAUUAAAUAAAUGAAAGUGGAAUUGAUAUUGAAUUUGCACAACUCUUUCGAAAUAUUAUAUUGAAAUACAAAAAUUUUAACUUAUCCUAAUAAAUUGAUAUAGAGGACAUUGAUAAAAUUAAAUCCAUUUUUCAAACAUUACAACAAUUAAAGUAUAAAUAUCCUAUUUUUUAAUUAGUGAAUCAUAUAAUUGUGAUUAAGAAAAGAAAAAUAUCUCCAAAAUUAACUCCAAGAUCCAAAAAAUGAAAAAUAAAUAAAGUAACAUUAAUAUUGACAAAGUAUUUUCAAUUCUUAUAUAUUCCAUAGAUUAUACUAUAGAAGAUAUAACUUAAACAUCCCAUUUUCACAAUGAAAUCAUUUCCAUUGCAAAAACUAUAUUCAGAAUCUGUAUUUCAUCAUAAUACAUAUCAUCCUACAUAAUUAAUGUUUUAACCAAUUUCAUCUUUCACAUCCUAAAAUAUAGACUAAAAUAACAGUUAUGGUGCCAUCUUGGUUAAACCUGAAUAAUUAGUAUUUUUUUAACCACUUCCUUCACCAUAUUAUGUAUUUUUUGUACAAAAUUAAUAGAAUAUGAAUAUUAGUGCCAUCAUCUAAUAAUAAUCAAGCAUCAAUACAUAUUAUAGUUCCUAUUUCAAUCAAACACCUGAAAUUAAAGAGGAACAUGAAAUAUGA